GCGCGUGUGGGCGGAGCUUCUGGUCUCUUUCCUGGGAUACCUGCGGACCCCAUGGAAGCCAAGACUCUUGGAAGUACAACGCCCAAAAAACCUGUCUUAUCUGUCAGUGCAAGGAAAAUUAAGGACAAUGCGGCCGAUUGGCAUAAUCUAAUCCUGAAAUGGGAAACCCUCAAUGAUGGAGGUUUUGCUACCGCCAAUAAUAUUGCCAACAUGAAAAUCAGUUUAUUGAGCAAAGACAAGAUAGAAUUAGAGACCAGCAGCCUGGUUUCUGAUGAAAAUGCGGGAAAGAUAUGCCCAGAAUAUAACAGGGAACUGGAGAUGCUGUGUGAGGAGCUGCAGGUCACCCUGGACAGUUUGGUACACACACUGCCUGAAAGAGAAGAAACUGGCUGGCUAAGCUCCUGCACUGAAACACUUCAGCCAGCAGAGCCGCGCGGCCUGGCCUGGCCGGCUGGCAUGAGCACUGGCGGCCUUGUCAUCUGUUGUUUGGAUAAGGCGACGCUCCCGCCAGAACCUCUUUGUCCCUGGCCUCCUGUGUUCCUUCCUGGCAUAAAACAUUUCACAGAAUCCCCAAAACUGUGUUCGAAUGAGAAACAAUUUGACACUUACUAAUGUGACUUUUAUAAAAUGUAAAAACCCUGGGAAGGAGUUUGUCUCUAAAUGCCACUUGGCUCUUUUUUUGGCUCAUACAUCCUCACUUAUGACUCUGUGCAUGUGCACACUGCCUUAGGGAAAAGUGUCUCAGGGAGCGCGGGGGGAGGAGGUGGUCCAGAGGGACAGAUUGGUUUUUCUCCUCUGUGCUUGGCUCUUCUUGUAAGUGACUGGACCACAGGACCCCUUCCUCAGCCCCGCUGACCCGCACAGAGGAGAGAGGGCCAGGGGGGAUAUGAGGAGGUGGAGUCAAGGUCCAGGAAAUCCAGCCAGUGGCUCAGGGGGCUGAGCAGUAGCAGAUGACGCACGGGGCCCCUGCCUUGUCCCUCCACCCACAGCACAGGUCCAGGGUGAGGGGGCGUGGCCUGGCGGGCCAGCUGACAGUGGUCGCUGGGUUAGGUGACUGCGUGCUCAUGGGGACCCGAGUUCCCAAGCUCUUUGGAUAAAGCCUGGGCUGUGUCAGUGAGAGCCGAGGACAUAGCAGCCCCACGAGUUACAUGGUCAGAGACAGCUGGGUGCUUCCAGAGGGAGAGGGAGAGGCCAGGUCUGAGAGAAGGAACUGGAAGAGCUGGGGUUUUAGCCCCAAGUCAAGGGACCAGUAGACCUAAGAGCUGCCAUCACAGCCGAAAGGCUGUCCUGAGAAAAGGAACUGGCAGUCUGGUUUAGGAAGCCUCAAAGGGGGAGGAGACAGUGGUGUGGCCCAUGCUGGGAAACCUGUCCCCAAGGACUGGACAGCUCCUCAGCAGGUUAAUUACACAGAUGGUUGAGGAAGCAAUUCCUGGGCAGAACUGGAUCAGUUCUUCCUUCUUAUCCUACCUCACAAUUUGUAUCACAUCCCAUAUGCUUUUAAUUACU
This is a messenger RNA of Vicugna pacos (alpaca), 1506 nucleotides long. Lineage: Eukaryota; Metazoa; Chordata; Mammalia; Artiodactyla; Camelidae. The record is from RefSeq and is a predicted model, not a curated record.